Cataglyphis hispanica is the source of this 774-nucleotide messenger RNA. Its product is annotated as hypodermin-B-like. Gene Ontology annotation, biological process: proteolysis. The transcript is spliced from 7 exons. The record is from RefSeq and is a predicted model, not a curated record. Bases 130 to 774 code for a protein of 214 amino acids. NCBI's taxonomy places the organism in Eukaryota, Metazoa, Arthropoda, Insecta, Hymenoptera, Formicidae. Gene Ontology annotation, molecular function: serine-type endopeptidase activity.
UGAACGCUCAUUUCUUAAUGCUAAGUUUUCUUUAUUUCACGACAAUUUCGAGCAAUUCAGUUGAAAGAAUCAUCGGUGGCUCAGAUGUCAAUAUUGAGUCAAUUUCUUAUAUGUUGUCACUGAUGUUGAAUGGUAAAUACGCAGUGUAGUGCUGCUAUAAUAAACAAUAAUUGGGCUGUAACAGCAGCCCAUUGUAUAACAGCAGUUAAUGAUCCUCUUAACGAAAUCACCGUAUGUAGUGGAUCCUCCAUUCUCUAUGAGAAUUGUGUUCUUCAUAAUAUUGUUGAUUUUUCUGUACAUGAAAACUACAAUAGCAUGAUCAAUGAUUAUAAUAUUGCUGUUAUCAAAGUAACAUCUACGUUUACAUACAAUAGUUUUACGAAAGCUGUUGACUUGGCACCAGAUAACGCCGAAAAUGUCUUUACAGAAUGGGGUGCAGUUUGCGGCUGGGGAUAUUAUUUGAUAAUUGAUGAUUAUAUCGAUCCAGUUCUGCCCAAAACUCUGCAGUGUAUCGAAAUACCGCUAAUAGAAAGAGAGUUAUGCUGCGAAGAUUAUAAAGAUAGAUACGUAAUAUCACCACGAAUGUUAUGUUAUGGAUAUCAGGAUGGAACCGAAGAUUCUUGUAAAGGUGAUUCUGGAGCAUCGCUAGUUAACAAGGAUAAUAUUCUCGUUGUAACUUCAUGGGGAGACGAUUGCGCAGAAAUAUAUUCACCCGGCGUAUAUACUAAUGCUAUAUGUAUAUCUUCGACAUUGGAGCUGCUUCCGUUGGACUAG